Messenger RNA from Aphidius gifuensis, 1096 nucleotides. RefSeq names its product serine/threonine-protein kinase mos-like (gene c-mos). Bases 116 to 1096 code for a protein of 326 amino acids. NCBI's taxonomy places the organism in Eukaryota, Metazoa, Arthropoda, Insecta, Hymenoptera, Braconidae. Gene Ontology annotation, molecular function: protein kinase activity; ATP binding. Gene Ontology annotation, biological process: negative regulation of metaphase/anaphase transition of meiotic cell cycle; signal transduction; protein phosphorylation. The record is from RefSeq and is a predicted model, not a curated record. The transcript has 4 exons. Gene Ontology annotation, cellular component: cytoplasm.
UUUGUUAUUGUAAGCAUGAUAUCAUCAUAUCGACAAAUGGAAAAAAAAAUAAAUAAUAACGUUUCAAAAAAUAAUCAUUUAUGUUUAAAAAAUUGUGGAUUUAUUUAUUGUAAAAAUGGCUUCAUCACCGAGAAUUAUUAUAUCAAAAUUUGGACAACAAAAAUUGUCACCUCGUCCAACAAAAAAUUCUCUAAAUAUCAGCAAAUCAUUGAGUCCAAAAACACCAACUAAAAGUCCUCACAGGCUAUCAUUGUCAUUUAAUAUUGAUACACCAAAUAAAUCAAAAAUUUUAAAUAAUCAAUUAUUAUCACCUAGAGAAAAAUACAACAAGGAAAAUUGUGUUGUUGGUUGUGGUGGAUUUGGUACUGUUUACAGAGCUUCUUAUCAUGGUAAUCCAGUUGCAGUUAAAAUAAUAAAAAGAAAAAUAGAUAAUGAUACAUCAGUAGAGUCAGAAAAAAAUGCAAAAUUAUUACAACAUUCAAAUAUUGUUAAAGUAUAUGAAAUUGAUCAAGGUAUUAAUUGUUCAAUUAUAACAAUGGAACUUUGUGGAAAAACACUUCAAGAUAAAUUAGAUGAAAGUAUAUUAAAUAAAAUUGAACGUAUUGAUACGUGGUGUACAAUAACAAUUGCACUUGAAUUUUGUCACAAUGCUGGAAUAAUUCAUGCUGAUAUUAAGCCAAAAAAUAUAUUAAUUUCUGCUGAUGGAAAUAUAAAACUUGCUGAUUUUGGAAAUUCAAUAUCUACCAAUGAUAUUGCAAUAAAUAAAUCCUCAGUUUCAGGAUUACGUGGAACACCUGGUUAUGUUGCUCCUGAAGUAAUAAAAGGAAAACAGCCAACAAAAUCAUCUGAUAUUUAUUCAUUGGGAAUUUUAGCUUGGCAAUUAUUAACAAGAAAAAUUCCAUUUGAUGGUAUGCAUGCUCAUACUAUUUUAUAUCUAAGUGGAAAAGGCAAUAGACCAAAUGAUGAACAUGUCGAUGAUGAAUUUAAUGGAGAGUACAAAAAUUUGUACAGACAAAUGUGGUCUGAUGAUGAAAAUAAAAGACCAUUAAUUAAUAUUAUUAUUAUUAAGCUCAAAGAAUUAUUAAAAAAUACGUAA